GGGGCUUUCCUCUCCCUACCCCCAUCCCGACCCCAGCCCUAGCCUCUGGGGCAUCGUCUGCCCUUCGCCGUCGGCCCUCCGCCUAGCCGCGCACUUCCCGCCCUCCCACCUUCCUUUCGCCCUUCCACCAGACCUCCCUCGACGCCCGACAGCUGCUCUGGGUACUGUUUCCGGGUCAGGGUGACCUCUAGGGUGAGGAAACUGCGACUGGGAGCGGGACCCAGGCGUGCAGCAUUCGCCAUGCUCCGCUCACGCGUGGGAGACUGGGCUGUGGGGUACCGGCCCGGAAAGCACGCAGCCUCCAAAGCCGCCUUCCUCAGGGAAAUUUGCGUGACCUUACUGCCCUCCGUCUACAGGCCUUGUACCUCCCCAGGCCGAUUUUUCCACAAUUUAAACCCCAGUUCACCUGGUAUCCAGCUCCAGCAACUUAGAGCGUUUCACGUCACGCCGGGCGCCAGGCGUCGACUUGUAUAACCUGAAAACGCUCCUGUUUUUCUCAUCUGUGCAGUGGGUUUUGAUUCCCACCAUGGCCAUCACCCAGUUUCGGUUAUUUAAAUUUUGUACCUGCCUAGCAACAGUAUUCUCAUUCCUAAAGAGAUUAAUAUGCAGAUCUGGAAGAGGACGGAAAUUAAGUGGAGACCAAAUAACUUUGCCAACUACAGUUGAUUAUUCAUCAGUUCCUAAGCAGACAGAUGUUGAAGAGUGGACUUCCUGGGAUGAAGAUGCACCCACCAGUGUAAAGAUCGAAGGAGGGAAUGGGAAUGUGGCAACACAACAAAAUUCUUUGGAACAAUUGGAACCUGACUAUUUUAAGGACAUGACACCAACUAUUAGGAAAACUCAGAAAAUUGUUAUUAAGAAGAGAGAACCAUUGAAUUUUGGCAUCCCAGAUGGGAGCACAGGUUUCUCUAGUAGAUUAGCAGCUACACAAGAUCUGCCUUUUAUUCAUCAGUCUUCUGAAUUAGGUGACUUAGAUACCUGGCAGGAAAAUACCAAUGCAUGGGAAGAAGAAGAAGAUGCAGCCUGGCAAGCAGAAGAAGUUCUGAGACAGCAGAAACUAGCAGACAGAGAAAAGAGAGCAGCCGAACAACAAAGGAAGAAAAUGGAAAAGGAAGCACAACGGCUAAUGAAGAAGGAACAAAACAAAAUUGGUGUGAAACUUUCAUAACACAUGUUCUUCAAAUUUUAUCAUGCCAGUAGGAGAAAUCUCAGCUCUACAACCCAAGCAACAUUUGUAUGGAUUUAAGAGUAUUUUAAGAAUACACACUGCUUGAUUUUAAUACAUUGAUCAGGCCAUCCAGGACACCACGAUUCUCCCAAAGUACCUUGAACUCUUAGUAAUUGAGACUCAAAAAAACAAAAAAGACUUGAGACAAUGUUUUCUUCAACAUGCUCCAAAUAUAAGACAUUUGUUUGCUGUACAGAAAGUAUCACAAAUGGAAUAUAUCAGUACCUCUCAAGCUAGUGUUUCUAGCUAAAUAAAUGGGUGUAUAUAAUUUUAUGGUGGAAAAGAACUGUACUGUCUGUUAUGAUUUCCUUCAAUGUGCAUAAUGAUAAAAUAAAUAAUUUUAAUAUUCUUUUGUUUCCAUGGUUACCUGACCUAAAUUAGAUAAAUUGUAGGGCUUUAGCUUUCUUAUUUUUGUCAAAAGUUGGUGUUGACAUACAUUCCCUCUAAUUUGAACUGGUAUUGUUUACGUUUGAUACAACAUUAAGGAAUUUGAUGAUUUUCAUUUCAUGAAAAUGACAUUAAAUGCAAUAAUUUUACUUAUCAUAAA
Pan troglodytes (chimpanzee) is the source of this 1775-nucleotide messenger RNA. RefSeq names its product estrogen receptor binding site associated antigen 9 (gene EBAG9). Bases 527 to 1168 code for a protein of 213 amino acids. NCBI's taxonomy places the organism in Eukaryota, Metazoa, Chordata, Mammalia, Primates, Hominidae. Gene Ontology annotation, cellular component: secretory granule. The transcript has 7 exons. The record is from RefSeq and is a predicted model, not a curated record.